AUGUUUCCUCAAAAUACGUUGUGGGCUGGUCUGGCUAAGCCAAUAUCGAGCCAAUAUCAAUUAUCAAAUAUAUUAAGAUUAUAUUCUACAAGACCUUCGUUAAUAGCACCAAGUGUCGCUUCAACAGUUCAUUCGGUUGCACCAGAGAUUAAUCAUUCUCCAAUACAAGCAUUUAAGAGGAAAUGGUUACCAAAAAGAUGUGGUAUCAUUACUGAGAAGGUCGGUAUGAUGCCUUAUUUUGAUACCAAAACUGGAGAUAGACUUGCUGCCACUAUAUUGAAAUUGGAUAACGUAGAAGUUAUGAUGCAUCGUACAAUAGAUUCGGAUGGUUAUUUUGCAUGUCAAGUAGGGUACGGUAAUAAGAACCCCAAAAAUGUCUCGAGACAACUUUUAGGUCAUUAUGCAUCUAAAAUUGUUAACCCUAAAUUGAAAACUACAGAAUUUAAGGUUGCCAAUGAAGAAGGUUUAUUACCAUUAGGUACGUUGAUGAAACCCUCUUUUUUCGAAGUUGGUCAAUUUUUGGAUGUUAGAUCUGUCUCAAAGGGUAAAGGUUUUGCAGGUGUGAUGAAAAAAUAUCAUUUCAAAGGUCUAAGAGCCUCUCAUGGUACAUCUAUUAUGCAUAGACAUGGUGGUUCUUAUGGUCAAAACCAAGAUCCAGGUAGAGUCUUGCCAGGGAAGAAAAUGCCUGGUAGAAUGGGUGGUAUUAAUGUCACUGUUCAAAACGUGGAGGUUCUAAAAAUAGACGAUGUAAAUAAUGUUAUUUGGGUUAAAGGUGCCGUACCUGGUCCAAAUGGUUCUAUUGUAAAGAUUCAAGAUUCAAUUAAAAAGCCACCUGCAUAA
This is a messenger RNA of Maudiozyma barnettii, 840 nucleotides long. RefSeq names its product mitochondrial 54S ribosomal protein uL3m (gene MRPL9). Gene Ontology annotation, biological process: translation. The record is from RefSeq and is a predicted model, not a curated record. The coding region runs from base 1 to 840 and encodes 279 amino acids. Gene Ontology annotation, molecular function: structural constituent of ribosome. Gene Ontology annotation, cellular component: ribosome; mitochondrial large ribosomal subunit. Lineage: Eukaryota; Fungi; Ascomycota; Saccharomycetes; Saccharomycetales; Saccharomycetaceae. The transcript has a single exon.